Molecule: messenger RNA, 2231 nt
Organism: Paramuricea clavata
Lineage: Eukaryota; Metazoa; Cnidaria; Anthozoa; Malacalcyonacea; Plexauridae
Source: the annotation of a GenBank genome assembly
AUGGCAUCUUUUCAAGUGCAGCCUCCGGAAAAAUUUACGUUCAAGCCAGAAGAUUGGUUGAAAUGGAGUCGGAGAUUUGAGCGAUUUAGGAUGGCGUCUGGUCUCGAGAAAGAAAGCGAAGAAAGCCAAGUUAAUACCUUGAUUUAUUCAAUGGGUAGCGAAGCGGACGAGAUUGUGCAAUCUCUCAGUAUCGCUGAAGGCGACCAAAAGAAAUACGAUGUUGUUAAAAAGAAAUUGGAAGAUUUUUUCAUCACCAAGAGAAAUGUAAUCUUUGAGCGAGCUAAGUUUAACUUGCGAAGUCAGCAGGAAGGAGAAACCGUCGACGUGUUUAUUACGGACUUGUUCAACCUUGCAGAACAUUGUAAUUUCGGUGUUUUACGCGAAGAAUUGAUCCGUGACCGUAUUGUUGUUGGAAUUCGGGAAUGGAAUAAUGUGUAUCAUUAAAUUUACUUGGUAAAAUCAAUGAGGUGGAAAAUUCUAAAGCACCAAAAGAAAGCAAAUAUAAGCAACAAAUAAUAGAUCAAUAUCCCAAAUUAUUUAAGGGCUUAGGAGAGCUUGAAGGGGAAUAUGAGAUAAAAUUAAAAGAGUUGCCAGAACCUUUUGCUUUGAAUGUGCCAAGGAAAGUACCUUUUCCAAUGUUAGAUAAAACCAAGAAAGAAAUCGAGCGAAUGUUAAAAAUAGGCGUUAUUUCCAAAGUAGAUCAGCCAACAGUCUGGUGCGCCCCCAUGGUAGUUACACCAAAACAAAAUGGGGAGGUUCGAAUAUGUGUUGAUCUGACCAAAUUAAAUAAAAGUGUUUUGAGAGAAGCGUAUCCUCUCCCAUCAGUUGAUUUCACACUAGGGAAGUUAUCAAAAUCUAAGGUAUUUUCAAAAUUAGAUGCAAAUAGUGCCUUUUGGCAAAGAAAGCUCUCAGAAUCCUCACGUUUACUAACUACAUUCAUUACACCUUGGGGACGAUUCUGUUUUAAUCGGCUUCCCAUACGGCAUUUCUACUGGAAGCGAGCAAUUUCAGAAAAGCAUGAAUAACGUCUUAGAAGGGUUAAAAGGGGUCGAGUGUGAGAUUGACGACUUAUUAGUCCACGGAGAAUCACAAGAGCAGCAUGACUCUAGGUUGCAUUCAGUUUUGCAGAGACUACAGGAGUCCAAACGUACUUUAAACAGGGAUAAAUGUGUAUUUAGUGUCUCCACGAUUAAGGCAUUAGGUCAUGUCAUUUCAUCUGAAGGGGUAUCCCCAGACUCUGACAAAGUUAAAGCCAUUUUAGAUAUUCCUGUACCUACAAAUGUUGCCGAAGUAGAUCUUUCAUGGGUAUGGUGAAUCAAUUUAAUAAGUUUACAAGUCAUCUCGCAUCCAAAUCAAAACCACUUAGAGAUUUAUUAUGUAAAGAUUCUGUUUGGUAUUGGGGGGAUAAGCAAAAUGAGUCAUUUAAUGAUCUAAAGAAAUGUUUAAUUUCUGUCCCAAUUUUGGCUCUUUAUGACCCAAACAAAGAAACUAAGAUAAAUGCAGACGCAUCUUCUUACGGUAUAGGAGGGGUAGUCUUGCAGAAACAAGAAAACAAUGAGUGGAAACCCGUUUCUUACAUUUCACGCGCACUUACAGAUACAGAAUCUAGAUAUAGUCAAAUUGAAAAAGAAUGCUUGGCAUUCACGUGGGCGUGCGAGAGAUCGAGUGAUUAUAUUUUAGGAAAAUCAUUCUCAGGAGAAACUGAUCACAAACCAUUAGUACCAUUACUGACCACCCAUACCCUAGACCAAAUACCACCACGAAUCCAAAGGUUCAGAAUGAGAUUAAUGAGAUUCAACUUAGAGAAAAUGACGCAUGUACCUGGUAAACAAAUGUACACUAGUGAUGCCCUAUCGAGAUUGUUAAAACCAUUCACUAAACCAGAUUGUUGUACCGUGCCAGAAGACGACAUGAAUGCGUUUGUUGAAACUGUGAUUAACUCGUUGCCUGUCUCAGAUAAGAAACUGAAAGAAAUUAUCGAAGCUCAAGAAGAGGACGAAGUGUGCAAGAAAGUUAAGCAAUACUGUCUCGAAGGAUGGCCAGACAAACAUAUGGUUCCAGAUGCUGUGAAGUCAUAUUGGAGAGAAAGAGGAGAACUUACGGUAGUCCAAAGCUUAAUUAUGAAAGGAACAAGAAUAUUGAUCCCAUCCUGUAUGCGAUUGAAUGUCUUGGACAAGAUUCACGAAGGACAUUUGGGAAUUACGAAGUGUCGAGAACGUGCAAAGCAGUCG